Molecule: messenger RNA, 3461 nt
Organism: Apus apus (common swift)
Lineage: Eukaryota; Metazoa; Chordata; Aves; Apodiformes; Apodidae
Gene: CYTIP
Product: cytohesin 1 interacting protein
Exons: 8
Coding region: 610-1635 (341 amino acids)
Biological process (GO): regulation of cell adhesion
Cellular component (GO): cell cortex
Molecular function (GO): protein binding
Source: RefSeq, a predicted model, not a curated record
UCCUGCCCUCCCACUUGCCGGGUCAGCCCUUGCUCCCUGUGCUGAGCUCUCUGCUCAGCCCACGGUCCCAGCUCCUGCUCCCAGCCCACGGCCUCCAGGCCUUGUGUCCCUCCUUGCGGCUGGGAAGCCAGAGCUGACACCCGCAGCCAAGGAAAUCGUUCUUUUCCCGUCCUUGCCAAGAGGGGAUCUGCGCAGCGCCAGGGAUGCUGAGCGAGAGGGACGCUCCGCAGGUUGACUCCAGGCUGGUGCUUUAAGGACAAACUGUUGCCGGGAGGAGAAGCCGUCCGGCGAGGAUUGUUGUGCGCAGGAAUGCAGAAAGUAAGCAGAUUUCUCUAAUUGCCAAGCCUAAUUCUUAACUCUCCCGUGAGCACGGCACACACCGAGCCCUGCUGCUGUGCCGGGGCUGGAUGUAACGCGCACCUCCGCCGCACCCACGUGGCUGCCUUCCGGGACGGCCCCGGGCCGAGCGGCGGGUCCCGGCACCGGGGCGAGCGGCGGGUCCCGGCACCGGAGGGAGCGGCGGGUCCCGGCACCGGGGCGAGCGGCGGGUCCCGGCACCGGGGCGAGCGGCGGGUCCCGGCACCGGAGGGAGCGGCGGGUCCCCGCACCAUGGCUCUGCGGCGGCUGCUGGAGCAGGACCACGGCGGGGCCGGGGAGCAGCCGGGGGUCCCGAUGGACGGCGCCGGGAUCCAGCCCGUGGCAGGGAUGCUGUCUCGUGGGCACAGGCAGCUUGCCUUCUCCAGCUCCAGCUCCGGCUCCUUUGGCAGCUCUUCCAGACCUCACAGACGUUUGGUGGCUAUUUUGAAAGAAGAUAAAGAGACCUUUGGGUUUGAAAUCCAGACUAUUAGAUUUCCACACGAAAAUGACUGCUCCCUGGAGGUAUGCACUUGUGUCUGCAAAGUUCAGGAAGAAAGCCCUGCCCACCUUUCUGGCCUUCAAAUGGGCGAUAUCCUCGCCAGCAUCAAUGGCGUGAACACCGAUGGCUUCAGUCACAAGCAAAUUGUGGACUUGAUAAAGUCUUCAGGGAACUAUUUAAGGUUAGAGACCAUCAACGGGGCCACGUUUCUGAGGAAAAUGGAGCUGGAAACCAAGCUGCAGCUACUGAAGCACAGGCUGCAGCUGCGGCGGGGGGAGCUGCGCUCGCUGCUGCUGCGGGAGCAGCGCCUGCUGCACGGGGAGGUUGAGGACGCGGCUGUGCUGGGCGCUCUGGAGCUGGAGGAGCCCGGCUUGCCGGGGGGCUGCAGCCCGCCGGGACCCCUCCGGGUGCAGCCCCGCAUCUCCAGCGGGAGCAGCUCCCGCAGCCGGUUCAGCUCCAUGACGCUGGGCAGCGAGGACAGCUUCUACCAGAGCGGAGCCUUCGAGGACUGGUCUGCGGAGAGCCUGAGCCGCCAGUCCAGCCUGGGGGACGACUGCGUGUUCCCCGGGGAGGGGGACGGCGCUGCCGGACGCUCCUCCCUGCGCAGGAACCGCAGCUUCAGCAGCGGGUCCGCGUCCCCGCUCUGGGAGGGCAGCGGCUGCGCCAGUAGCUUUGGGACCCUCCCGCGGAAGAGCAGGAGAUCCAGUGUGCGAAAGCAUCUGUCGAAAUUCAUCCCAGGCCUUCACCGGGCGGUGGAAGAGGAGGGAAGUCGGGUGUGACCUUGCACGUGUCGUCCCUGCGGGUGGGACCCGCUGUGUGGGCUGGGAGUGAGGGCAGCAGCUCUUCCCUCAGCACGGGGUGAGUGAAACCUGGUGGCACGGCCUUCUUCCUCUCCUCACACCACCUGACAGCGGGACUGAUGGUAUUUGAAAUACUCCGGGUUUUUAAAUGAUUUUAAUUUUCAGUCGGAGCAGAGCGUGGGCCGCCCCGUUAGCGUGAAAAGUGACUGACUGCAACGUGGAGGAUGUUUGCAGAGCUCCCUCAGCAUUCUCUAGUGAUGAUAACAGCUCUUAAUUCAAUGCAAAUGGACUUUUUAGCUAUUUAUUUCCUGUUACCGAAGUCACAAUCUUCCAAAGGUCUGUAACAGAGGCAGUGCUUCCACUGAAAGCAGUGACAGCCCUGCCAGAAAGAGGAAGGAGCCCAGAGCUUUCAACAGAGAGGCUCCCCGGGCAGGAGGUUCUGAAGUGAAAGGCAGGGUUUGCCCACACUCUGCAGUGCAUGGUUGAGGUGGAGCUUCCCACAGCCUCACACCUGCCUGGUCACUGGGACACGUGCUGGCCAGUCCCCUAUGGGGCUGCCUAGGCAAAGACAUUGCCUGGAGAUGCUGCUCCAGCCCUCAGCCCCCAGGCCCCUCUGCUGUUCCACUGCAGGGGAAGCUGGUGCCCCUAGGGUCACUGCAGGACCUGGUGGCAGGUGGCAUCCAGGGGACCCCGUCAGAGGGCUGUGCCAGAGACCCAGCCCCUCUGCAGCCCUGGGGUGGCAGGAGAUGCAGCCCCUGGGCAGGAGGGUCGUUGGCUCUUCACAGUUCUCCAGGCAGUAAGACUGAUUUGGUAGCUUAUGUGAGUGAUUUAAUACAUAGGGGCCUAAAUGUGCAGAAAAAGAAGAAUUUUAUUCCCCUCUCAGGCAGCACAGAAUGAGGCUGUUCCUUCAGCCCAAGCGACCUGAUUGUGUUUUUCAAAGACAAUUGGAAGAAUUUAAAACAUAACGUCAAUGCCUUGUGUGACUCAGUGCCUGCGUGUGUUUACUGCUCAGGUUCUGCUGCUGCAGGGCUUCCUGUUCUUGUCAGCAACCUCAGGCUUAGCCCAGUAGCUUCCCUCAGAGAUGAACCCCAAAUAAAAACAACCUGUUCCCAAUGCUUCUCUAAUCAAUGAAUGUUGCUAAGCCAGCAGAAUCUGUAUGGGUGUCUGUCAUUUGUCUUAAAAGGAUUAACUAGGUGCUAGUACAGCAAGUCUGCGGGAGAGCUGGGGGUGGUCAGGAGAGCAGCUUGGCAUGGUUUUAGAUACGGGAAUGAUGUUCUGUCUGUGCUGCUGAGGUGAACACCUGAUUACUUUUGUUCGGGCAAGCUGGAGUUAAAGGCAGUUACAUGGGUGUCCAAAAGCAACUGUGGGCACAGAAGCGCUGGUGAAGGUUGUCUUAGUGUCUCUGAGAGAACCAAGACCUCCACCACUCAGAAAGGGACUUUAAACUCAGUCACAUUUUGCAAUUGGGACAGUGGCAGAGCUGGGGCUGGGCAGGGUGCCUUGGUCUUUUGUUUUAUGAAGAGGAAAAAGGUAUUUUAAAUACUGUAUGAACUUUACUUCCUAGGACUGUGUUGCUGGUGGAAAUGGGUGCAGCUUUAUGGUCCAAAGCAGUGAUUCCUUUUGGUAUGGGAAGUCAAUUUGACGUACCCUGGGAGAUAGGUGCUUGCUUUUAAGUUUGGAGAGCCUGAACAAGCUUAAGAAAGGCCUCAAGAAAGCCCAGACAAGUGAUGAUCUCCCAGGCUGGGGCUGCACAAGCUGACAGCCCCUCAGGCUCAGGGCGGUGUCGGAAACAGGAUGUGGUGACA